Messenger RNA from Toxoplasma gondii ME49, 1272 nucleotides. Its product is annotated as Yos1 family protein. The coding region runs from base 68 to 526 and encodes 152 amino acids. Gene Ontology annotation, biological process: endoplasmic reticulum to Golgi vesicle-mediated transport. The transcript is spliced from 2 exons. The record is from RefSeq and is a predicted model, not a curated record. Lineage: Eukaryota; Apicomplexa; Conoidasida; Eucoccidiorida; Sarcocystidae. Gene Ontology annotation, cellular component: Golgi membrane; endoplasmic reticulum membrane; COPII-coated ER to Golgi transport vesicle.
AAGCGAAAGACGAAGGCCGCCGAAAGAGGACAGGGAAUUGCCCGAGAAACGACGUCGCGAAGGCGGGAUGAGGGGGUUUCACCGCUGUGCCUUGCAGAAGAAGCACGAGGGAAAGGCGACAGGCACAGAUAGAAGUGAGGUCGAAAGGAAAGAAAGAAGAAACUCGUGUCUUGCAAUUGGACAGCCGUCGAUGUCGACUGUCGCGGGUGUGCAUGCGACUUCCGAGAAUGCGUUCUACGACGAGGCUCUCGUGUAUACGCGCCUCGUCGAGUCGCCGUCUCGCAUUCUCACCAUGGCGUUUACUCUCCUCCAUCUCCUCGAGAGCUUUCUUCUUCUCCUGAACGCCGCGGCUGUCCUCAGCGCUCCUCGUCUCCUCCGUCCUCUGGGGCUGGACAAGCCGCAGGUGGGGGACCCUGGCUUCCGGUCGCAGAUUUCGCUCUUUCUCUUCUCCGUCAGAACUUACCUCAAACUCCCCCUCGUAGUGGCGAACCUCGUCGUCAUCAUCUUCGAGCUCCUCUUUGGCUAGGCCAGUGCUUUCUGCACUCUCCGCUCGUCUCGCGGCUCCUCGUCUCGGGAGAGCGCAGGGAGACGUUCCUCUCUGUCCGUGCCCGCGGCUCCGCAUGCAUGCGCGUGCAUGCAGACGGCGGUCGAGGCGAGGACAGAAACUCCACCGAUUUCCCCAGCAGAGGAGAGAGAAAGGCGACCGGUGGCGAGGCUUGAGUGAGAGAAGGGGACAAGGGAGAGACAGAGCAAGCGAAGGGAAGCGGAGAGAGCACGGGAGAGGGAGAAGGCGUCGCGGAAAAAGAAGGUUUUUGUGUCCAAGCGAGGAAACGUGAGAAGGACUGAGAGAGGCGCAGCAAGAAGGAGAACAACGGAGGGAACCUGAGACAUUACUACACGAAGGCAAAGGAGCAGUGCGAGGAGAGUCCCGGCCUUUCCUUGUCUUCGAGCGUCUGGAUAUGGCCUGCGAGAGAACAGUUGAAAAACGCGAACCAUAGCCUUUUCUGUCACCAACGAAUCUUCGCGGCGCUCUGGCGAUACGCGUGCUCCCUCCCUGCCUGCGCGUCGCUCGGACGUCGGUCGAGAGAAGCAACCUGGAGGCGCGGCUGUGUCCUUGUCCUGCUUCGCGAAACGCGGUGCAUGCGUCUGUGUCGCUCUGCCUCUCGUUCGUCUCUCUUGGCUCGUCUUGGUUCGGCGCGGGGAGACGAAGAGCCCCAAGGCGGACAGUCGACCGGCCUCCGCAGCGAGCAGCAGCAGGGAAGGUUGUGGGGG